Molecule: messenger RNA, 1788 nt
Organism: Fonsecaea multimorphosa CBS 102226
Lineage: Eukaryota; Fungi; Ascomycota; Eurotiomycetes; Chaetothyriales; Herpotrichiellaceae
Exons: 1
Coding region: 1-1788 (595 amino acids)
Source: RefSeq, a predicted model, not a curated record
AUGGGAGACAUCGCUCCCAAAAAGGGCAAGGAGAAUCGCAUUCCAUCUCGACCACGAGCCCGCCAUCAUGCGCCUUCGGUGAGGCGGCCAAAGGUCUCGGUCACAUUCAUCAAUUGCGACAACAAGUCAUGGCGAUCGACGGGACAUCAGUCGCAAGUAGCCCUUUCCCACGCAGCUCUAGUGUCGCAUAGCCGUCGGAAAACCCAUGGCUUCGGACAAACGAACCCCCUUCCAACCAAGCACAACUCGACAUGGGUACCGGACUCGACCUCAAAAACUGCAGAUGAGGGGGAUAAUGAUGACGAAGUUGCUCUCGCCAGCGCCGACAAGAAAUGGAAAGUCUGGACACCGCAGAGCGUCCGCCAACGACACGAGAGACGCACACACAACAAGGGGGAACACAAGUCGGCCGAUCUUUUCGAGACGGCAUUUGUUGUCGCUUGCAGGGUGCUGGGUAGCAGCGACCCUUUCGAUGUAGCAGCGCUCCCUCUAUCGCCUCGAGAUUCUCACCUAAUCCAACUUGCACACUCGUUCGGUCUCUUCCUAGGCGGCUCGGCCACUCCAGACAAGCUCGUUGCGCGGGACAUAGCGGACAGCUGGGUCUCGGAUUUCCAGUUGUCCUUGUCUAAUAAAUCUUUGCUCCAUGCCCUCAUCGCCCUAGGGGCCUCGAUUUGCGCCGGGGGCAGCAGCGAAAAAAACGACUUCUACCUUGCGUACGCCGCCAAGCACAAAUUAGUCGCCAUCUCCAGCCUCCGCGAUAUUUCGACGGAGCGGCUCCGGAGUUAUCGUACCCUGAUUCUGAUCCGGCUGCUAGUGGCGUGCGAGUUCUACAAUGAAGACAUCGCGGCCGCGGAUGUGCACCAGAAAGCGCUGCACCACCUCUUUGGCGACAUGACGAAAGCCAGCGGUAUCUCCCACUUAUCCACGGGCGCAAGCGACAUCUGGACGGCGGGGAUUCGGGGCCAUCGAACCCGGGCCAGAGAAGGAGAUCAUGAUCCUGGUCCCUGGCGUCAAUGUUUCUCCGCUGCUGCGUUCAGGCUGGUGAGAGAAUACGCAUCGGCCUCCGAUUCUAUUCUACUGGACUCCGACUCAAUCGAUAGCUCACUCCGCUUCAACGUCAAGAUCUUAGCGAUCGUCCAAAGAAUCAGAGACAUUACACUCAUCAAUGAUGCUGCCAAACAGUCUCGUUGGAAUGCAGAGAACCGUGACGUGGAGCAUGAAAUCAAGCAGUGGCUGCAUUUCUACCGUGUCGAGACUUCGAAGCUUCUAAACAAUGUAGCCGUGGAUCACGCAGAGGUGUUGUCCACGACAAACCUGGCCUCGGGCUUUGCCGGAUAUCAUGCGCUGAGCUGCGCCAUGGCGCUUGCUCUACGGUGCCAGUGGCUGCUCAUUAGCCAAAUCAGUUCUGUCGCACCAAUUCAGCUUCGGUACUGGGACAUGAAUGCGAAUGCGACACAGGAAAGGCUUCUCAAGGCCAUCCAAAUCUGCGAGAAAGGCUCGAUUAAACAAGAACAAGAGAACGUCUGGUUCUACGUCCUGUUCGUGCACGCCAUCUUCUCGCAAUACCUGAUGCAAAUCAAUACGUUCGUGGCCGUGAAAGAGAAAGGGUCUCCCGCGGCGGCUACCUACGGCGACGCGCGCGGCGAGGCCCUCGAAAGACUCAAGCGGCAGAAGCUGCGCCGCGGACUCCGCGGAGUGUCGGAAACGAAGGAAAUACUCGCUGGAUUCUGGCCUCACAAGUGCUACACCGAUGCCCGCUUCAGCGAGGUUUGGCAGGUCUUGAGCUAG